AGCGAAAAGAAAAUGUAUGAACACGUGCACACGCUGUUGCUGUUUGUUGGUUACUCUCGCAGUAGGCACAGCUUAGUUUCCUCAUUACUUGACGCUCAUCCUCAUAUGAUAGUUGCAGAUGAAUCGUAUGCAUUGAGAAAAUGGGUUUAUAAUUCAGCAUGGAAAACGGAAAAAUCAAAGUACGAAUUCUUCGACACAAUGAUGGGAAAUUCCGCGCGGUCUGUGAAAAGAGGUCGAAGGUCUCGCCAAGCAAACGGAAGCGCGGCAAAUUUAAAAAUCUUCGGUUACAGUGUUCCAGGUCAAUGGCAGGGAACAUAUGAUCGAUACAUACAGAAUGAAAAGCGUUUGUUGGUACCAUGGUUCGGCCAAAGGGUCGAAGACCAAUUCGUUAUCUCAGUUCGUUUUACAAACAAACUACAGGUGAUUGGAGACAAGACAGCUUGGGACUCUGCAGUAAUGCUUCGUCUGCAUGGAACACAAGCCAUUUAUGAAAUGAAAAACAAACUUGGUGUAAACAUUAAGUUUAUUCAUGUUGUUAGAAACCCAUUUGACAACAUAGCCACAUUUGUUCUUCGACACAAGCACAUCCAAGCUAGGACCGCUGACUUAAAUAUCAAGAUCAAUGCCAGUGAAAUUUUAGACGAGAAGAUACAACUUUAUAACAACUGGGCAGAAGGAACCUUUGUCGCCCACAAAUCUUUUCCGGAAGACUUCCUGAGUGUUGUUAGUAUGGAUGUCGUAAAAAAGCCAACGGAAUCACUUAGGAAAAUGUGCCAUUUCCUUCAAGUCACCUGUUCAGACAGAUUCAUUCAGGACUGCGCAGCCAUAGUGGACCCAGUCCCCUCGAUUACCCGUCACCGCAUUAUAUGGACGGAGAAGCAGAUAAACAACGUUUAUGCCGUAAUAAGGGCGUUCCCGGCAUUCUUUGAGGGAUUUACGUUUGAAGACGUAUGACAUACAUCUUGGAAAUAAUAGGCUGAUAUAUAGUUAAAGAAGGUAUGUUUCUGAAGAAACUGUGGUGCUGCGUCGGUAGGGCGUAUUUAAAGGUAAAUUU
This is a messenger RNA of Stylophora pistillata, 1054 nucleotides long. RefSeq lists its product as uncharacterized. NCBI's taxonomy places the organism in Eukaryota, Metazoa, Cnidaria, Anthozoa, Scleractinia, Pocilloporidae. Gene Ontology annotation, cellular component: Golgi apparatus. Gene Ontology annotation, molecular function: protein-tyrosine sulfotransferase activity. Gene Ontology annotation, biological process: peptidyl-tyrosine sulfation. The record is from RefSeq and is a predicted model, not a curated record.